AUGGGGAAACGCUGCCAAGUGAGCAAGCUGUGCAUUGUGUUUUUGGUCUUAGCCGCGGUCUCUGUGGCAACCAUUGUCACGUUGUGGACUAUUGCCCUGACAGGAGGAGACGAUGGUGGUGACGUCACAGAUCCUUGGGACAGGUACCGUCUCCCCACUGCUUUGCUCCCUGACUCCUACAACAUCACUCUGUGGCCUCGUCUCAGCCCCGACCCAAACACCAACCUCUACAUUUUCACAGGUAAAUCCACUGUGGAGUUUGAGUGUAUAACGGAAACUGAUCUAAUCCUGAUCCACUCCAACAAACUCAACUACACAGUGCAGGAGAACACACACGUCGCUAUGCUCAUCACUUCAGGUGGUGGGUCUGCUCCAGGCAUUAGGUCCUCCUGGUUGCAGCCUGAGACGCAGUACCUGGUUAUCCAGCUGAAUGGUAAAUUAAGUCAAGGACAAAAGUAUCAGCUGUACACUGAGUUCACUGGAGAACUGGCUGAUGACUUAGCUGGCUUUUACAGGAGUGAAUAUCAAGAGGAUGGAGUCAGAAAGAUCGUUGCCACCUCUCAGAUGCAUCCGACACAUGCCAGAAAAACCUUUCCUUGUUUCGAUGAGCCAGCGAUGAAAGCUGUUUUCCACAUCACUCUCAUCCACCCCCCCGGGACUGUAGCCCUGUCCAACGGCAUGGAAAUAGAUAUCGUUAACACCACCAUUGAUGCAGUAGCAGUGACACAGACCAGGUUUGAGCAAACCAAGAAAAUGUCCUCAUAUCUACUGGCCAUCGUCAUCUCUGACUACUCACACCUCCGCGCUACACAAGGAAACACCCUGAUCCGUAUCUGGGCUCGCAGGAAGGCGAUUGAGCAGGAACAGGGAAACUACGCCCUCAAUGUGACUGGACCCAUACUGGACUUUUUUCAGCAGUACUACAACAUCUCCUACCCUCUGUGCAAGUCAGAUCAAAUCGCUCUGCCAGACUUCUACUUUGGGGCGAUGGAGAAUUGGGGUUUGGUGACAUAUAGAGAAACCAACCUGCUCUAUGACCCUGUGACUUCAUCCAACAGAAACAAAGAGACCACCGCCACUAUCAUCGCUCAUGAGCUGGCUCACAUGUGGUUUGGUAACCUGGUGACUCUGAGAUGGUGGAAUGAGGUGUGGCUAAAUGAAGGCUUUGCUUCAUAUGUGUCUUACCUGGGUGCAGACUAUGCUGAGCCUACAUGGAACGUGAAAGACUUGAUUGUACUGGAUGACGUACACAGAGUGUUUGCAGUCGAUGCCUUGGUCUCCUCUCAUCCUUUGUCUUCCAAAGAGGACAGUAUCAUUUUGCCAGACCAGAUCAUGGAGCAGUUUGAUGCCAUCUCAUACAGCAAGGGUGCAGCAGUGUUGAGGAUGUUGUCUGAUUUCCUCUCAGAGCCAGUCUUUGUCCAGGGGCUCAAUAGAUACCUCAAUCACUUUGAAUACAGUAACACAGUAGGGAAUGACUUGUGGGCAAGUCUACAAAAGGAGGUGAAAGCCAAUAAUGUAUCCCUUCCUCGCCCAGUUCAUUACAUCAUGAACCGCUGGGUGCUUCAGAUGGGCUUCCCUGUGGUUACCAUUGAUACCACCACAGGAGAGGUAUCCCAGAAGCACUUUCUGCUGGACCCAGAGUCUAACGUCACAGUCAAAUCACCUUACAACUAUGAGUGGCUGAUUCCUGUUAGGUGGAUGAAGUCUGAUGAGGUCCAAGAAGAUGUCUGGUGGCUAAUGGAAAAGACAGCUGUAAACGUGGACAUGAUGAGUGGUGGUUUGUGGGUUCUGGCUAAUAUCAAUGUGACUGGUUAUUACCGAGUAAACUAUGACCUGGGGAAUUGGGAGAGACUCCUCGCUCAGCUUAAUAGAGAGCACCAGGUAAUACCACUGAUAAACAGAGUCCAGCUUGUGGAUGAUGCUUUCAAUCUGGCCAGGGCUCAGGAGGUGUCCACCACUCUUGCUCUGAGGACAACUUCCUAUCUAUCUGUGGAGACUGAGUACAUGCCCUGGCAGUCUGCUCUGGACAACCUCAACUAUUAUUAUCUCAUGCUGGAUCGAACUGAAGUCUAUCAGCCUAUGCAGGACUACAUGAAGAAACUGGUGACACCCCUCUUUCAGUAUUUUAAGAACAUUACAUCUGACUGGACCAGUGUUCCAGACAGACACACUGACCAGUAUAACCAGGUGAAUGCCAUCCGUAUGGCCUGCAGGACUGGAGUGACAGAGUGCCAAAACCUGACCACCUCAUGGUUCAAACAAUGGAUGGACAACCCUCAAAAUAAUGCGAUCCAUCCCAACCUGCGCUCUGUAGUGUACUGCAGUGCCAUUGCAGCAGGUGAUGUGGAAGAAUGGCAGUUUGGUUGGUUCCAGUUUGAAGGAGCUUCUUUAGCCAGUGAAGCCAGUAAACUCAUGUCUGCACUGGCCUGUACCAACAACACACAACUGCUGGAAAGGUAUCUCUCCUACGCCUUAGACCCAGCUAAGAUCCGUAAACAGGACGCCGCCUCAGUCAUCACAUCUGUCGCCAGCAACAGAGUGGGGCAGAGUCUAGCUUGGAACUUUGUCAGGAAAGAGUGGAAAUACAUGUUCACACAAUAUGGAGUGGGUUCCAUCAACUUUGGUUCUAUGAUCAGUGGAGUCACAGCGAGGUUCUCUACAGCUGCUGAACUACAAGAGCUGAAGGAGUUUGUGGAAGAGCACAGUGCAACAGGUUUUGGUUCAGCUACUCUGGCAGUGGAGCAGGCAGUGGAGAAGACCAGCGCUAACAUCAACUGGCUGCAGCAGAACAAACAGGAGGUGCUGGACUGGUUCAACAGCCAGACUGGACGUCAGAUGGGUUAA
This is a messenger RNA of Scomber japonicus (chub mackerel), 2844 nucleotides long. RefSeq names its product aminopeptidase Ey. Gene Ontology annotation, biological process: proteolysis; peptide catabolic process. Bases 1 to 2844 code for a protein of 947 amino acids. Gene Ontology annotation, molecular function: zinc ion binding; peptide binding; metalloaminopeptidase activity. The record is from RefSeq and is a predicted model, not a curated record. Gene Ontology annotation, cellular component: cytoplasm. The transcript has 23 exons. NCBI's taxonomy places the organism in Eukaryota, Metazoa, Chordata, Actinopteri, Scombriformes, Scombridae.